Messenger RNA from Caenorhabditis angaria, 1839 nucleotides. NCBI's taxonomy places the organism in Eukaryota, Metazoa, Nematoda, Chromadorea, Rhabditida, Rhabditidae. The record is from the annotation of a GenBank genome assembly.
AUGAUUUUCAAAUUAUCUCACCCUUCUGUUAUUUUUCUAAUACUAAUUUCUAUUCAUCUCACAACAACAAUUUUAAAGCUCAUAUUUGUUCCAAAGGUAAACUUCUUUUUUACUGGAAAAUACAUAAUAUCCAGAAUUUUUGAUUCCAGCCAGCCACAACAAUUCGAGGAGCAAGAGAAUGUUUACAUAGUUUUACACCAGUUCGAGAAUCUGAUGAUAGCUUUUUUAGAAGGGUGAGAUUUAAGGGAAGCAUAAAUAAUUUUAUCAAUAAAAAUUUGAGAUGUGGCCAACUUUGCAUCAAAUAGUUGACAAAUGUUCAGCGAAACAUUUCAAAAAUCGAUUUGUUAGGUAUGGAUCUGGAGAAAAUUCGAUUAUUUGGCUACCAUGGUUGGUUGAUGUAAGUUACAGUUGUAAUUUUCUCUAAUUUUUGGGAUCACUAAAUUUUUCCACGUCAUAACUCGUUCCAAAAAAUCACCUAUAAACCCUCAUUUUUCCAGCACGAAACUCAUAAAUGUAAUACGGUAUUUGUGCUUGAUGAAAACAAUUUGAGUAUGGAAAGAGAAUUGAAAAGAAACAAUCCAAAAUGUCAUGUUUAUUCAGUCAGCGAAAAUCAUCCAGAAGUUAAUCGAUUUCAAAAUCCUGAAUACAGUAUUCUAACAAUGAAACAUAAAAUGAAUCCGAAAUCAAGGCAAAUUAAUUGGGGAACUGAUCAUUGUAAGUUAAUCUUUGCUGAAAAUAUUUUUUAAACCUGAAAUUUAGAUGCUCGCGAUGCCGAUUCAAUGGAUCUUGUAUAUUUCCUAAUGGUCCAAGUGCAUCGCCCGCGUUUCGAUUCAAUCAAUUUAUUUUAUGGCGGUUCUGAUCAGAUUAAACUACUAUUCACAAAAUCUCCAUUUGAUGAUGCGAAUUUGUCCUCUUGUCAGGUAAAUAUCUCUCGUUUUUCCGUCUUUUAUUUGCUUGCAAUGUUUGCGUUGCCCUCUCGCACGGUUCCAUGGUGUAGCGGUUAGCACUCAGGACUUUGAAUCCUGCCACAGGUGGUGGGCUGGCAAUCCGUCUCAGACCUGUAGCGCACCAGUCAGUGAAAUUGGCCGUUCACAGGUCUGUUACUGGUGUCAGACGGGUGCAGACCUGUCACGGGUCGCCUAAAACUGGCGCGUCACGGGUCGCAUACUGCUCGACCAUCUCCCACACAAAACAUAGCGAGACGCACAAACAGCCAACUGUCUGCGAGUCAGUUUGUUUAAGAGAAGCGAGUGUUGCUUGCUUUUUCGAAUUAGAGGUUCUAUGAAAAGCUGUUCUAGUCCGUAUUGGACAUGACUACAAAGUCUAUAUUUUUGGUUUCUGGGGACAUUGGUCCUCUACAUAUAGAUUUUUUUCAUUUUCAAGUUCCCCUUGUUGACCCCUGAUCAGGAACUCUGACGGGUGUCAUACUGGUGCGAGACCGGUCGGUUCCGGUUUUCGGAACACUGGUGCGGCACAGGUCUGAGACGGGUUGCCAGCCCACCACCUGUGGCGACCCGAGUUCAAAUCUCGGUGGAACCUAGUGUUAUUUUUUUCAUUUUUUUUUUCAAAAUUUCAGUUCAAUGUAAUUUAUGAUCGCCCAAAAACUCGGCUGCAACGAAGAGCAUUCAAAAACACAUGGAGACGAUUAUUGUAUGAUCGAAGGUAAAAAGUAUUUGAAACAAAUUUUCUUAAAAUCAACAUUUUUACAGAUAUUUGAUCACGAAUGUGCGCAAACUUUCGAGCGGAAAUCGUAUUUCAAUUUUCAUAAUUAAUAUUUCCGAGCCAUAUUGUUGGGCAAAAUAUGUUAGUAAUUUUCCAUUCAUACCAAAAAACAUUUAG